Messenger RNA from Neohortaea acidophila, 2447 nucleotides. RefSeq lists its product as uncharacterized. Gene Ontology annotation, biological process: glycosaminoglycan biosynthetic process; polysaccharide biosynthetic process. The transcript has 2 exons. NCBI's taxonomy places the organism in Eukaryota, Fungi, Ascomycota, Dothideomycetes, Mycosphaerellales, Teratosphaeriaceae. Gene Ontology annotation, cellular component: nucleus; cytosol. The record is from RefSeq and is a predicted model, not a curated record. Gene Ontology annotation, molecular function: NAD binding; UDP-glucose 6-dehydrogenase activity. Bases 362 to 2371 code for a protein of 669 amino acids.
GUGCAUUUGUGUGGUGCCCGUCAUGAGGCAACGAAGUCAGCACGCCUCGGCUGCGCGCGCUCUCAUUCGUCGACGCGCGACCCUCGACGACAUCCCACCAGCACAUCACUCCCCCGACCUCCAACCAUUUCCUCCACGCAUGCCCGAAAACAACACGGGGUCAUUUCGUUGUAGUAGAGGCGGUGAAAUUGCCGAAGCCGCAUCAUGAGUAAGGCAAGCGCGAAACAGCGUCCCUUUCUUUAUCGCGUUCACUUUUUUCCUGCACACGCGACUUCCGUCUUCUCUUUUCCUUUCCUUCAUCUCGUGCUUGCCCUUUUCCUCUCAGGCCGGCUGGUACGACACGCGCUUGUUGUCCGACAUCAUGAGUCCUUCGUGGGCAGAAUCAUUGAUUACAUCACCAAUGACUUCUCUUCCAUCGUUAAGUCGGUCGGACGGCUCUACGGGGGAGAGUGCAUCACCUCCAGCAACCCCUGCGGACAUGUCGCCAUACAUCGAUGCCCAGGCAUAUUCUUUGCCGACAAUAGACGCGAUGAACCUCCCUCGCCACGCCGACGCCUCGCGGCCUGCCUAUCCCAACACUCUCCCCGACAUCAUGGACCCCGACACUGCGAGAUCUGUGUCAGUGCAACGACUGUGUUGUAUUGGGGCGGGCUAUGUUGGUGGACCGACCGCCGCGGUCAUUGCUCUGCAUAAUCCCCAUGUCCGCGUGACCGUUGUUGACCGCGAUGAGAAGCGCAUCAACGCCUGGAAGGGCAAACACCUUCCCAUUCACGAACCGGGAUUGAACGACGUGGUCCGCGCAGCAAGAGAUGGCCUCUGUGGGCGGAAAGCAGAGCACGAGCGUCGCGAUUAUGCCAACCAUGCUCAAGCACGCGAGGAGAGUGUGCGCCAGCCAAACCUCUUCUUCUCCACGGCAUGCACUCAGACAAUUGCGGAAUCCGACAUGAUCUUCAUCAGUGUCAACACUCCCACCAAAGUGCGAGGAGUCGGGGCGGGCAGGGCCACAGACAUGACGGCGCUUGAAGGGGCCGUGCGGGACGUUGCCAUGCACGCCAGGCCCGGCACCAUCUUGGUGGAAAAGAGUACGGUUCCCUGCAAGACUGGCCAGCUGAUCAAGGACAUUCUCGAAGCGUAUCGGCCGGGCGUUUCCUUUAGCAUUCUCUCCAACCCCGAGUUUCUCUCCGAAGGAACGGCUGUGCGCGAUCUCAUGCGCCCUGAUCGUGUGAUUCUCGGUUGCGAGUCGACGAUUUCGGGGCAUCGUGCUGCUGCGGCCCUGGCCAAUCUCUAUGCCGCCUGGGUUCCACGCUCAAAGAUUGCGCCCAUCAAUAUCUGGUCAUCGGAGCUGUGCAAGCUGACCGCAAACGCCAUGCUUGCGCAGCGUAUCAGCAGCAUCAACUCCAUCUCCGCCAUUUGCGAGCGCACCGGCGCGGAUGUGAGCGAGAUUGCAAAGAGCAUAGGCAUGGAUGCACGGAUAGGACCGCAGUUCCUCAAAGCUGGCUUGGGGUUUGGUGGUUCGUGCUUCCGGAAAGAUAUCGCCAGUUUGACAUACCUCGCGGAAUCCCUGGGAUUGCCCGAGGUUGCAGCAUAUUGGCAGCAAGUGAUUACCAUGAACAACUUCCAGCGGGACCGGUUCGCCAGAUCCGUCAUCUCCUCACUUCACAACACUCUGCGAGGCAAGAAGAUUGCGAUUUUGGGCUACGCCUUCAAGAAGGACACUGGUGAUGCUCGGGAAUCUCCGGCUUUGGAUGUGAUUCGAAUUUUGCUGGAAGAGAAUCCGAACAGCAUUGCCAUCUUUGACCCAUUGUGCAGCGAAGCCGACAUUGUCCGCGAAUUGCGAGCGGUGGACAGCGAGACGGAAAUUAUGCAGCCUCGAGGACCUGUGGAGAUUGUUUCCGACCCCUACACGGCGUGUGCCGACAGCAAUGCUGUGCUUGUGUUGACCGACUGGGACAUGUUCAAGCUACGCAAGUCCAACAGAGCGGUGCAAUCCAAGGUGGAGGAGCAUCAAUUCGACGGAGCAGCGCCCACGACAAUUUUGCAAUUAAGACACAAGGCUGACAAGAUCCCCGUUCCGGCGGCAACACUGCUUACUCCUCCGCAUACUCCUGACAUGAAGGGUGCAAGCUUGGAGACCGAGGCGCGACUCAUGCCCGAGCCAGCUUGUCCUCCAGAGUGUGUCGAAUGCAAAUCAAUGGCCGCUCGAAGUGUGUCGAAGAGUGUGGACAUUACCGAACCUGUGGACUGGUCUCGAAUUUCAAGCUCGGUCAAGGAGCCUAAGUGGGUGUUUGAUGGGAGGGGGAUAUUAGAUGCAUCCGCAAUGGUCGGGAAGGGAUUCAGGUUGGAGACGCUGGGACGUGUGAGCCUUUAUUGAUUGUGAAUAGACUCCCUAGAUUGUGCAUUGAAUGGCGAUCGGCAGUGAUUGAUAGAAUUUAGCCGAAGCUUUCCCG